AUGCGAUUUUCUUGCUUUUCACGCUCUUCUAUAAAUUGCGUCACUACUGAUAACCUGAUUUUCUCUUCACGAACAAAAUUUAUUUCUGCCUUAUGUUAUCCACGCGUAACCUCCGAGAACUUUAUUUGCUCAUCACAAGUAAACUUCACUUCAAUAUUACGAAAAUCACACGUAACUUUUCCAAUAAACAUUAUUAAAUUACAUCAUUCAUGCAGAACUUUUGAGAACUUUAUUACUAUACAAAAUGUUAAAAACGUCACGAGAAAAGAACAUAAUAAAGUGUUAGUUAAUACGCUUGCUGUCCAAAAUGCUUCUCAACAAAAACCGUUUCAAACAAAAUCCGAACCAAGAAAUUGGAUAAAUAAACCAAAAGCUGAUUUCUUUAAUGUGAACAAAUGUGACUCUAAUAUUCCAUCAAGAGAUUUGAAGAAGUUACCUUCGGAAAUUAACUUUAUACCAAAAGAUAUUUCAUUAGAAAGACAUAUUAAUUUUCAAAAAUUGGUUGAUGCUGUCGAUGAAUAUGGCCGUAAAUGGGAUUUUAUAUCAAAAGAAAUUUUCAAUUAUAAUUUCUCUCCUGAAUUAUUACAAUAUAGAUAUGAAAAUGCUAUUAAAUGCUUUGGUCCUAACUUUUGGACUACAAAAGAAACCAAAAAACUCAUAGAUGCAGUAUUAUCAUUCGGUGAAGAAUGGAAAUUAAUUUCAAGUGAUGUAUUCAAAUCCCGAAGACGAGCAUCUCAAUGCCGAUGUAAAUGGGAAAAAUUAACAUAUGGAAAAAUUUUGGAAAAUAGUUACUCGUCAGAAUAUAAAUGUCCACCACAAUAUCAAAACUCACAAAGUUUCCCACCGCGAAAUCAUGACCCACCAUUUUGCUCAUUAUUUUUUAAAAAUAGAAAACCAUUUCAUAUAAAAGAUAAUCCACUAUUAGAAUAUCUACCAGAAGAUCGAAAUCGAAAACGAAAUAAAUAUGAUUAUUUGUUUGAUGAUCUUUAUAAAGGCUGGACUGAUCAUGAUACUCAUACUCUCAUUAAAGUAGUAAAUCAACAUGGUGAAAAUUGGGAAUUAAUUACCAAAAAAUACUUCAUCGGAAAUUCUGUCUUAGGUUUGAAAUUAAAAUGGGCUAAAUUUGUUUCAUCCGAACGAAUUUCUAAAAAUGAAAAAGAUGAUUUAACGAACAAUACUAAAGAUAAAAAUAGAUCCGUGCAUUAG
Messenger RNA from Diversispora eburnea, 1206 nucleotides. The record is from the annotation of a GenBank genome assembly. Lineage: Eukaryota; Fungi; Glomeromycota; Glomeromycetes; Diversisporales; Diversisporaceae.